Molecule: messenger RNA, 2373 nt
Organism: Uranotaenia lowii
Lineage: Eukaryota; Metazoa; Arthropoda; Insecta; Diptera; Culicidae
Exons: 1
Coding region: 1-2373 (790 amino acids)
Biological process (GO): DNA integration
Molecular function (GO): nucleic acid binding
Source: RefSeq, a predicted model, not a curated record
AUGACCAAACGAAUUGCUCUUUCUCAAAUUGCCCAGCUUUUUGAUCCCCUAGGAUUGGUUGGACCAGUCAUUGUAACCGCCAAGAUAUUCAUGCAGACACUGUGGGGCCUUACAUCUGACGAAGACAAACCUUGGGGCUGGGAUCAACCGCUGCCAGAUUCUCUCUCCAAUUAUUGGAUCAAAUAUUACUCUCAGUUGCCCCUGCUUGAGCAACUGAGAAUCCCUCGAUGUGUUGUGUUGGCUGAGCCAAGUGCCAUUGAAUUGCACCUUUUUUCGGACGCAUCGGAACAAGCUUAUGGCGCCUGUGCGUAUCUGCGAUCGACCGACGCGUCUGGUAAUGUUUUGGUAUCCUUAUUGACGGCAAAAUCGAAGGUUUCACCCUUGAAAAAGCGCAGCAUUCCUCGGCUCGAACUCUGUGGAGCACUAGAAGCUGCUCAACUUUACCAAAAGAUCUGCUCCGCCUUUGAAUCGAAAUUCACAACAUUUUUCUGGGUCGCCUCAACUACAGUUCUAGCCUGGCUGAAGGCCAGCCCAUCAGUGUGGACUACAUUCGUUGCUAACCGAGUGUCCAAAAUCCAGCUGGCAACGGUGGGCACUUCUUGGAACCAUGUGGCAGGGCAACAGAACCCUGCAGACCACAUCUCAAGAGGCAUCGACGCUGAAACUAUUCUCGCGUGUGACCUUUGGUGGAAAGGUCCACAGUGGCUGCAAACCGAACAAUCCUACUGGCCUGUCAAACAGCACAAUCAAUCUUUCGAAACGCAGUUGGAAUCUCGAUCAACCCCGAUUCAACUUUUGACAUCAACAGCUGAUCCUUCAUUCAUUGAUUUGUUCGUCGAACAAUUCUCAUCGUUCCAACACAUGCUACGGGUAACGGCAUUCUGUUUCCGGUAUAUUUCAAACUGUCGGACUAAAAGGACGAAGCAGCAGAAGUUGUUUGGCACUCUUUCAACGUUGGAAAUUCAAAAUGCAGAGUCAGCGCUCAUUCGUCUUGUUCAACAUCAGGAAUUCCCCAACGAAGCAAGUGCUCUUCGUGACUCAAAGCCCAUUCCCGUUAAAUCCCGACUCCGGUGGUUUACUCCUUUCCUAGAUCAAGACGGAGUCAUGCGUGUGGGUGGCAGACUUGAUCGAGCAUCCUUGACAUACGACAGUAGGCACCAAAUCCUCCUCCCGUAUCACCAUCGUUUUUCUGCUUUACUUGUCCAAUGCUAUCAUCAACGAAAUCUUCAUGCGUCACCACAGUUACUCAUCGGACUACUUCGCCUUCGCUAUUGGAUAAUAGGGGCCAGAAAUCUGGUCAAAGUAGUCGUACAUCGCUGCACCAUUUGCUUCCGAGCUCGGCCAAAAUUGGAUGAGCAAUUUAUGGCUGAGCUGCCCAAGGAACGAAUCACAGCCACUCGUCCCUUCACGGUGACGGGGGUUGACUAUUGGGGCCCAAUUAUGCUUAAACAUCCGCAUCGUCGAGCAGCACCCACAAAGGCUUUUGUUGCAGUUUUUAUUUGCUUCUGCACCAAGGCUGUACACAUCGAAUUAGUAUUCGAUUUGACAACAGCCAAGUUUAUACAAGCAUUGCGACGCUUUGUAUCUCGCCGAGGCCCACCGUCGGACAUUUACUCGGAUAACGGACGCAACUUUCUCGGGGCUAAAAACGAGCUCAAACGACUCAUCCGUCAGACUGAACAUGCGCAGAAGGUUGAACAGGAGUGCACAGAUUGCCACAUUAGAUGGCACUUCAAUCCGCCCAGUGCAUCCCACUUUGGCGGGCUAUGGGAAUCGGCCAUCAAUUCCGCCCAGAAACACUUUGUCCGCGUCGUACGUGACCAUUCAUUGCUCUUCGAUGACAUGCAGACCCUCUUGAAUCAAAUUGAAUGCUGCCUUAACUCCCGGCCUCUUGUUCCCGUAAGCGAUGAUCCGACCGACUUCGAGCCACUCACGCCCGGACAUUUCCUCGUUGGGACUUCAUUAAAGGCUGUUCCCGACGAAGAUCUGAGGGAAAUACCAUUUAAUCAUCUGAGGAAGUGGCAGCAAGAACAAAAAUUGUUCCAGGAUCUGUGGCGAAGAUGGCACCUGGAAUAUUUAACGAAAUUACAACCACGAAGCAAAUGGGUGCACUCACCUGUAACUAUUAAAGAAAACCAGCUGGUUCUCUUAAAGGAGGAAAACAUCCCACCAAUGCGUUGGCCGACAGCAAGAGUGAUCCAGACACAUCCUGGCGAAGACGAAAUCAUCCGAGUGGUGACUUUGAGAACGCCGAAGGGCUUCUGUACAAGACCGGUGUCAAAAAUCUGCCUGCUACCGAUUGCAUCAUCGUCGGAGGAAUCAAGUAAAACAACCGGCGAUGAACAACCAAGAUCAGCCAAGAUUUCCUCUUGA